UUGCGAGGGUUGGCGUUAAGUUUAAAUCAAUUUACAGCUUUAAUAAUAAAAAGGGCAUUAUUAAGUGUACGUUCUUGGAUUAUUCUUGUUAUUUUGCUUUUAUUUCCGAUUUGUUCUAUUCUUUUGAUGUAUUUAACUGGCGAAUCAAGGAAACUAAAACGACAAGACAAAAUGGUAAUAAGUUUGGAUAAAUAUCGCAACCCCACGAUUGUUAUACAAGCAAGUAGUGCUGAUAAUAAUUCUUAUAUUUCACAAUACUUAACAAUGAUACGAAAUGAAAAUAGAAUUAUUAAUAUUUGGGGAAGUAAAAUAGUUACCAAACUUUUAAAAGAAGCUACCUUAUCUGAAACAAAUUAUAGAAAAAAGUUUGUUAUUGGCGCAUCGUCUUCAACUAAAAACGACACUUUAACUGCUUGGUACAAUAAUCAACCAUAUCAUUCUUCUCCACUUGCUUUGCAAUAUCUUAUGAACGCUAUUAUGAAAACACAAUUAUCUGAUGAUGAUUAUGCAGUAACGUUUGUGAAUUAUCCUUUAUCAUAUGCAGCAACAACAAAAAUAUCAAGAUUAGUGGAAAUCAAUAAAUAUGUUUUAGAUAUUCCUUGUACAAUUGGAGUUACUGUUGCUAUUAUAUCGGCGUUAUAUAUAAUAUUUUGUAUAAAAGAUAGAAUAACUAAUUCUAAACAUUUACAAAUGAUAUCUGGUGUUAGUAUUUAUCUAUACUGGUUAUGCACUUUUAUAUGGGAUCUUUGCACAUUUUUGGUCGCCGCAGUGUGUAUUAUAGUCAUAUUAAUUGUACUUGGAAUAGAAGGAUUUCUUUCUUUAUCAGUUAUAGGUCCUUUAUUUGUUUUAUUCCUAUUAUAUGGAUUAGCAAUGUUACCAAUGAUGUAUUUAUUUUCUCGUUGUUUUCACGAAUUCGUUUCUGCAUUUUCAAUAAUGGCAUUAAUAAAUAUGUUAUUAGGACCUAUAACAUUUAUUGUAUAUCAAAACUUUAUUUUUGCCGUGGUCGGACCUAAUUCAAUAUAUGAAACUUUACAUUGGUUCUCACUUUUGGUACCAUCUUAUGCCCUCACGAGUGGACUUCUGCACAUAAGUUACAAAAGUACGUUAUAUUAUUUAUGCGAUAUUGUUGCAAUGGAAGCUUCAAAUUACAAUGUAACCCAAAGUCAUUCACAAAGUGCUUGUGAUAUUGAAGAUAAAUGUUGUGAUUUGGAUGAAAAUUAUUUAUCUUGGGAUAAUUAUGGAAUAGGAAGUGAAAUAUGUUAUCUUAUUUUAUCAGCAAUUUUUUUUAUUAUAUUACAUCUUCUCAUAGAAAAUCGUGUCUUUUACAGAAAUAAGUCAACGACAAUAUCAUUUAAUGAUGAUGUCGUCGAUAAAGAUGUUAUAGAAGAAAAGAGGAGAACUAAUAGCGGUGAAAUAAAUUCAAAAAAUUAUCAAAUUCUUUUAAAUGAUUUAUCAAAAGUGUACGAACAAAAAUUAGUUUUGAACCAAUUAUGUCUAGGGAUACAAUUCCAUCAUUGUUUCGGAUUUCUUGGUGCAAAAGGAGCAGGAAAAACAACAAUUUUAAAAAUUUUAACCGGAGAUACUCAAAUAACCGAUGGAACUGCUUGGAUUUAUGGUUGGAAUAUCAACAAUUCCACUAAAGAAGCCUGUAAAUUUAUUGGAUAUUGUCCUCAAGUUGAUGCUGUUUUAGACGAUCUAACAGGAAAAGAAAUAUUAAUUUUUUAUUGUAUGUUAAGAGGAAUGAAACUUCGCAAUUGUAAAAUCGCCGCUCAAAUUCUUAGCAAAGAACUAGGCUUUGAAAAUCAAUUAAACAUGUUGAUUAAAAAAUACCCUUUUGGAACGAAAAGAAAACUUAGCGUCGCUAUUGCCUUAAUUGGUGACCCGCCAAUUUUAUUUUUUGAUGAGCCCACAACAGGGAUUGAUAAUUUAAGUAAAUCAAAAAUAUGGAGUGUGAUUAUCCGACAAAGAAAUGCCGGAAAAUGUAUAAUAGUAACAUCUAAAAAUAUAGACGAAUGUGAAACAGUCUGCACAAGAAUGGCGGUGAUAGUUAACGGUUCUUUAAGGUGCUUGGGUCCUCCUAAAUAUUUAAAAAGAAAAUUUUCAUUUGGAUAUACACUAACGAUUAAAAUGCCAAGCGAUUCUGAUGAAAUCCAUGUUGAACCUGUUAAAGAUUUUAUAAAAGCGAAUUUUCCAAUUGCAACCUUAAAGGAAUGUUAUCAAAACACUUUAAUCUUUUUUAUUAUUAGCAAAUCUAUGAAAUGGUCUGCGAUAUUUGACAUCAUGGAACACGGGAAAAGGAUUUUAAACAUUGAAGAAUAUUCUAUUGCUCAAUCCAGCUUAGAACAGAUGUUUCUCCAAUUCACAAAACUACAAAAUUAUGAUUAGAACAAUUAGAAAAAUGGUAUCCAGAAAUUAUAUUUUUUUUUAUUUGUGUACAAUUUAAAUAAAAUUAAAAAUAAAUU
Messenger RNA from Onthophagus taurus, 2462 nucleotides. The record is from RefSeq and is a predicted model, not a curated record. Lineage: Eukaryota; Metazoa; Arthropoda; Insecta; Coleoptera; Scarabaeidae.